UGCAGCGUAGGUGUACGCAAUCGGUACGGUGUACAUCGUUUGUCACGUGUCGCUUUCUUCACCUUUUAGCCAAAUAACCGACGAAUGUAAUCAUGUACUGCACUUAAUAUGAAUGCGAACGGGAGACGGCCCAGUAUUGUAUGUCACUCGCGUCGUUACCACUGCCAUCUAUAGAGGUCAAUGACGUCACUUCAUGAAAUAAGGGCAUCGACUUCCGGUUUGUUCAAGGAGCAGUGAUUGUCUUGUAUUUAGACUGAUUUUGAUAGUACUGGUGUAAACAAUGCUCAAUAUGGAAACGGACAAGAUCAUGGAAGACAGCAAUUCCAGUACACAGUACCCAAUGACGAUACUCUAUGAUCCUGCACGGAAGAAAGAACCAUCACCACAGUAUGUGACUGAAAGAGAAGUGUGCUUAAAGAUGUUUGAAAAAUGGAGCGAACAAGAUCAAGUAGAAUUUGUGGAGCACUUGCUCUCACGCAUGUGCCACUAUCAGCAUGGCCAUAUAAAUACAUAUUUGAAACCCAUGUUGCAGAGGGACUUCAUUUCACUUUUACCAAAAAAAGGUCUGGACCAUGUUGCAGAAAAUAUACUGUCUUACCUGGAUGCAGAGUCACUGAGCUCUGCUGAAUUAGUUUGUAGAGAAUGGUACAGAGUUAUUUCAGAAGGGAUGUUGUGGAAAAAAUUAAUUGAAAGGAAGGCAAGAACAGAUUCCCUGUGGAGGGGGUUGGCUGAAAGGAGAGGCUGGAUACAAGACUUGUUCAAGCCCAAGCCUGGUGAAAGCCAUCCUAAUCACUCAUUUUACCGAUCACUGUAUCCCAAAAUUAUUCAGGAUAUUGAGAGUAUAGAAAACAAUUGGAGAAUGGGAAGACAUAACCUGCAGAGAAUUAACUGCAGGUCGGAGAACUCUAAAGGUGUAUACUGUUUGCAGUAUGAUGACCACAAGAUAGUAUCUGGUCUAAGAGACAACACAAUUAAAAUAUGGGACAGAAGUACACUGCAGUGCACAUCGGUCCUGACAGGUCACACAGGUUCUGUAUUGUGCUUGCAGUAUGAUGAUAAAGUCAUCAUCAGCGGCUCAAGUGAUUCAACAGUUAGAGUAUGGGAAGUAGAAACAGGUGAAAUGGUGAACACAUUAAUACAUCAUUGUGAAGCUGUGCUUCACUUAAGGUUCAACAAUGGAAUGAUGGUUACUUGCUCCAAGGAUCGCUCCAUCGCUGUUUGGGACAUGACGUCUGCAACGGAAAUCAUGCUGAGGCGUGUGUUAGUAGGUCAUAGGGCAGCUGUGAAUGUUGUAGACUUUGAUGAAAAAUACAUAGUGUCGGCUUCUGGUGACAGAACUAUUAAAGUGUGGAAUACAUCAACGUGUGAAUUUGUGCGGACUCUUAACGGUCAUAAACGAGGAAUUGCGUGUCUACAGUAUCGAGAUCAUCUUGUUGUCAGUGGGAGUUCUGAUAACACCAUCAGACUUUGGGACAUUGAAUGUGGAGCCUGUUUACGUGUUCUUGAAGGCCACGAAGAAUUGGUUAGGUGUAUUAGGUUUGACAGCAAAAGGAUUGUCAGCGGUGCAUACGAUGGGAAAAUUAAGGUCUGGGACUUGGUAGCUGCCUUAGAUCCUCGUGCUCCUGCAAGUACGUUGUGCCUACGAACUCUUGUGGAACAUACGGGAAGAGUCUUCCGCCUCCAGUUUGAUGAGUUCCAAAUUGUUAGCAGCUCUCAUGACGACACCAUUCUAGUAUGGGAUUUCCUGAACUGCAACCCGCCAGAAGGAACGCCCCAGCAGCAAACGUCUAUGGUGCACGUUGACAUCCGCUCUCCAACACGCACGUACACUUACAUCUCAAACUUUUGAGUGACGUUCCUUCAGUGUAACUGAUUUCCUCUGUGAUAAACGGAAAUUCUGCUGUAACAUGGUGGACAGCAGAAAUUGUUUGCACCGUCGGUGUUACCACGAGCAUCAGAAGGAAUACCUUAGUGGCAGUGUGUUGCUGAGGUGGUGUGCUGUAAUGGUCUGCUGCAUGUGUACUCUUUGUGAGGAAUAACUUCAGGUUGCAAGAUGUGCUCAUGCAUACACUAAAGGCUUUAUAAAAUUUUGUAAAAUAUGAAUUACGGACUUCUCGCAAACUGUUGCGCAGUGAACUAAAAAAUGGACAAGCCACCAGUUCAUCAAGUGAAUAUGUAUUGUGCAGCAUGCCUUCUGUGGAUUGGUGGUACUGAAACUAUUCUUAGCUGCAUCACGCUAGUGAAAACUUUCCAUAAAUUGUAAUUCAUUGUGAUAUGGGAAAAAGUUUUAUUUAUUACAAACAGACCUAACAUGUGCACUAUUUGACUAAGGAAACUGUUCAGCUAGUGAGCUGUGGCGACCUCAAUGUUCGAUAUUUUUUUCCUAAGAAAAAUAUGCAAUUCAUACGAACAUCUUUGAGUGGAAAUUGUGCAGAAAGUAUUAUUUAUAGGUAGGUGCACAUUUAUUGCAAGUGACAAUGUAGUGCUUUCGUUAAAUUGUAUAUUGUACUUUAAUCAUGCCUUUAGACCGCAAGAGCAGGACAGUGUCUGUUAACAGGCUUUGAAGGCUCUGUUGUUUUAUAGGCCUAAAACACUGCUAUGCAGUGUUAGAAGACUAGCUGUGUUGUAUAUCUGUAAACUAGUGCUUGAUAUUGUAUUAUAUUAAAUUGCAUUCCACAUGCAAAUUGUUGUUGUUUUUGUGUGAGUCAUCUGCAGUUUUUGACAUAGGAAAAUAAAAAGUUUUUACAAAUGUU
Molecule: messenger RNA, 2753 nt
Organism: Schistocerca piceifrons (Central American locust)
Lineage: Eukaryota; Metazoa; Arthropoda; Insecta; Orthoptera; Acrididae
Gene: slmb
Product: beta-TrCP
Exons: 12
Coding region: 281-1849 (522 amino acids)
Molecular function (GO): protein dimerization activity
Source: RefSeq, a predicted model, not a curated record